UUCAUUAAAUUAAAAAUAAAAAUCCCGAGCGGUACACUUCCGCGGUACCGCCCGGCGGCACACAAGCUUUUUCCAAAGCCCAUAAACUCUCUUGGAGUUGGCAGUUACACAGCCCUAGACUACUCCAGCCACCGCCGGACGCAGUAUCUCGGGAGCCACCGACCCAACCCAACCCAACCAGACCAUGUGGCCCCUCAUCUGCAGGAAUGCCCGGACUCUCCGUCAUAAACAUUUUCUCGGCUCCCGAAACUCGAAUCCUCCCUGUACCCGACAUUACCGCACCUCCGUCGUCUCUCCGCAAACAGGAACCUCCAUGGGCCUCUACGGCUUCGACCACUUGAAGUCCCCCAAAGGCUUUCAACGUUUCGUUGACGAUGCCAUUGAAAGGUCUGGGGAACUCGUUGCUUACAUAUCCGGCAUGCCUUCAUCUGCCGAAAUCAUCCGAGCCAUGGAUGAAAUUUCCGAUACGGUUUGUUCGGUGGUUGACUCGGCGGAACUUUGUAGAAAUACUCAUCCAGACAGGGAGUUCACCGAGGAGGCUAACAAGGCAGCGAUGAGAAUCAAUGAGUAUCUACAUUAUCUCAAUACCAAUCAUGUUCUUUAUGAUGCGGUCAGAAAAGCUGAGCAAGAGGAUCAUCUGCUCACAGAAGAAGCUCAAAGGGCAGCUCAUUACCUACGUGUUGACUUUGAGAGGGGUGGAAUCCAUCUCUCUGCUGAUAAAUUAGAUCGAGUGAAUCAACUAAAUAUAGAGAUUUCUCAGCUGUGCAGGGAGUUCAAUGAAAAUAUUAUCAUUGACCCAGGUUCUGUGGAUAUAUUUCCUUCAUCACGCAUCCCCAGAAGUUUGCACCAUCUUGUUAAGCCCAUUUACCGUUCCACAUCUAUUAUACCAAAGAAGUUGCAGCCAAGGGAUAACCUGAGAGAGAAGGGAUUUCAGAUAACAACAGACCCACAUACCUUAUCUUCUGUUCUACAACGGGCACCAGACGAUGAGGUUAGGAAAAUGGCCUAUGUCCAAGGCAACUCUGUCCCGAAUGCAAACCUUGGAAUUCUUGAGAAGCUUAUAUCUGCUCGCCAUGAGCUCGCUCAGAUAAUGGGGUGUAGAUCUUAUGCCGAGUUUGCUGUGAAGCCUAACAUGGCUUCCUCGCCAGCAGUUGUGAUGUCCUUUUUGCACGAGAUGAGCAAGAUGGUCCGGCCCAGGGCUGAUGAGGAGUUUAAGAAAAUUAGGGCUUUCAAAGGGGAAAAAUGUGGUAAAACAUUUGGAGAUUUAGAGCCAUGGGAUGAGGCAUACUAUACAUCAUGGAUGAAGUCUUCCACCUAUACCUUGGACUCUUCAGUUGUGGCAUCUUAUUUUCCUUUGCCGCAAUGUAUUGAGGGUUUGAAAGUGCUGGUGGAGUCAUUGUUUGGUGCAACAUUUCGUAGCAUUCCACUGGCUCCCGGUGAAUCAUGGCAUGAAGAUGUGCUUAAAUUCUCACUUUAUCAUCCAGAAGAGGGUGACUUGGGGCAUCUGUACCUUGAUUUAUACUCAAGGAAGGGAAAAUAUCCAGGUUGUGCUCAUUUUGCAAUUAAAGGGGGCCGCAGGAUUUCCGAAUCAGAGUACCAACUUCCUGUUGUAGCACUUGUUUGCAAUUUUUCUGGUUCAUGUAAUCCAUCAACCGUGAGGCUUAACCACUGGGAAGUAGAAACUCUUUUUCAUGAGUUUGGACAUGCUCUUCAUUCAUUGCUUUCAAGAACGGAUUACCAACAUUUUUCAGGUACCAGGGUGGUUCUUGAUUUAGCUGAAACACCUUCAAACCUCUUUGAGUAUUUUGCAUGGGACUAUCGAGUCUUGAGGACAUUUGCUAGACAUUAUAUAACUGGUGAAAUAAUUCCUGAGAAGUUGGUGGAGUCGAUGCAGGGUGCCAGAAAGAUGUUUGCUGCUACUGAAUUGCAACGUCAGAUCUUUUACGGCUUAAUUGACCAAACGCUCUUUGGGGAGCAGCCAGCCUCACCAAAAGAUACAAGCUCUAUUGUUGCCAAUUUGAAAAGACAGCAUACUAGUUGGAAGCAUGUGGAGGGCACACAUUGGCAGACCCGAUUCAAUCACCUCCUGAAUUAUGGUGCAGGUUAUUACAGCUACUUGUAUGCCAAAUGUUUUGCUGCAACCAUUUGGCAGAAGCUGUGCCAGGAGGAUCCAUUAUCUUUAACCACCGGAAAUGCCCUAAGGACAAGACUUUUUCAGCAUGGGGGAGCCAGAGAACCAGCUAGUUUGUUGAAUGGUCUUGUAGGAGAUGGCAUUUUAAGAUAUUGUGAUGGAGGAAUUGUUCCGGACAUAACGAGCCUUUGUGAUGAGAUGAGAUUGAGUGAAGAAGGUGUUUAAGAGUAGCUCCUCAUCACCAGGGGAUGUGAAAUUAAAUAGAGAAAAUAGGAAGGGAUCGGGUUGGGUCGGAGAAGAUUGGAGGGUGAAAACAAAGGUUCCCAUUGAAGGUGAGACAGCUUAUGUACCGGACUAAUAACUGUCAUGCAAGGAUGCCUUGGGAAAGUUAGUUUGUGAUGGCAUCCCUGCUACUCAACUUGAGAGGAACUCAAAAAAUUUUGUUAGCAAGUUUUUGCUGUAUGCUUGGACAUAUUUGUCAGCAUACAACAAAUUGCACCUUUAGACCACCCAACCCUUUUCAAGAAUUUUUCCAGCUAGCUCAAUUUACUCGUAUUUUUCAUUUA
Messenger RNA from Carya illinoinensis, 2697 nucleotides. Its product is annotated as mitochondrial intermediate peptidase, mitochondrial. Gene Ontology annotation, biological process: proteolysis; peptide metabolic process. The transcript has 17 exons. NCBI's taxonomy places the organism in Eukaryota, Viridiplantae, Streptophyta, Magnoliopsida, Fagales, Juglandaceae. The coding region runs from base 185 to 2356 and encodes 723 amino acids. The record is from RefSeq and is a predicted model, not a curated record. Gene Ontology annotation, molecular function: metalloendopeptidase activity.